This is a messenger RNA of Arachis stenosperma, 1244 nucleotides long. RefSeq lists its product as uncharacterized. Gene Ontology annotation, molecular function: RNA binding. The record is from RefSeq and is a predicted model, not a curated record. Gene Ontology annotation, biological process: DNA-templated transcription termination; regulation of DNA-templated transcription. Bases 73 to 948 code for a protein of 291 amino acids. Lineage: Eukaryota; Viridiplantae; Streptophyta; Magnoliopsida; Fabales; Fabaceae. Gene Ontology annotation, cellular component: chloroplast. The transcript has 7 exons.
UGUCGGGAGAUAUUUAAAAUUAGUAAAUUACUUUGGAACCUGAAAAACCCCUUGCAAGUUGCGUUAGCUGCAAUGGAGGGAACCUUGCUACCCCUAUCCUCUCCAACCCCUACCAAACCCAACAAUAACUUCAUUCUCUUCCAACGCUUCACUUUCCCUUCUUCACUUAAUCACUUCCAAAAAACCCUCUCCACUCCCAAACGCACCGUCUUGACAGCUUCCUCUCGAAACUCACACCGUAGCUCUGCACUCGCUCUCCACGAAACCGCAUCCGUUUCGGAGAAAACCGACGCCUCUUCCUUUGCCGCUUCCGCUUUGCCCAAAAUCGACAAGACCGGCAGGUUCUGCAGCCCCAGAGCCGCCAGAGAACUUGCUCUGUCUAUAAUUUAUGCUUCUUGCUUGGAAGGUUUGGACCCGGUUCGGUUGUUCGAGAAACGGAUGAAUGAGCGGCGAGAACCCGGUUAUGACUUUGACAAGGAGAAGUUGUUGAAGUAUAAUCAUAUGAGUUUUGGAGGGCCACCUGUUACUGUUGAAUCUGUUGAAGAAGAGAAUGAACUGCUAAGUGACAUUGAGAAGGAGUCUGCUGUUGAAGCUGAAGUCCUUGCAGCUCCUCCAAAGCUAGUAUACAACAAACUGAUAUUGAGGUUCACUAGGAAAUUAUUAGUUGCAGCGAGGGAUAGAUGGGAUGCUAAUGUUGAUGUCAUUAACGAAAUUGUCCCACAAAAUUGGAAGAACGAGCCAGCAGGCAGGAUUUUAGAGCUUUCUAUUCUUCAUUUGGCAAUGUCUGAAAUGACGGUGCUCGAUACAAGACACCAAAUUGUCAUCAAUGAGGCUGUGGAUCUUGCUAAACGGUUUUGUGAUGGAGCAGCCCCUCGUAUCAUAAACGGUUGCCUCCGUACAUUUGUCCAAGGCCUGGAGCUCGGGGCAUCAGAAACUGAGUUUAGUUGAUUUCUAUGGAUAUUUCAUAUUUAUGUGUUCAUUGCCUUCUGUUUCUUGAAACUCCCAGUAUAGAUUCAAGGGAAAAUUGAUCACCCAUGAUUGGAUACAGUUAUGUUGAAGCAUUAUGUAUGGGUUGGUAUCGGUUACGGAAGGCAAUGUUUGACGCAGGUGACUAGGUGUUAUAUUUGAUACAGGUCACAUGACUUUGAAAUGUUGCAUCAUGUGUAGUGUAUGUUAUUUUAAUAUUUUUGUUGUCCAAUUGUAAUAAUAAUUUCAUAAUUUGUUUAAGUUAGAUGAAUUGAUUA